Messenger RNA from Zymoseptoria tritici IPO323, 1065 nucleotides. RefSeq lists its product as uncharacterized. NCBI's taxonomy places the organism in Eukaryota, Fungi, Ascomycota, Dothideomycetes, Mycosphaerellales, Mycosphaerellaceae. The record is from RefSeq and is a predicted model, not a curated record. Bases 1 to 1065 code for a protein of 354 amino acids. The transcript is spliced from 2 exons.
AUGGACGACGAUGAAUAUGCCCCACCUCCGGGCCCACCACCAUCACGCGUACCUCAAUACCAGCAAUAUGCUCCACCUCCAGGACCUCCUCCCAGCCAUACUACCAACAACUCUCAUCCCUCUUCUCUCCGCGAAGAACCUUCUCCACCUCCGUAUGAUCCCUGGCUGGGACCAGACGAUUCUCUGCGGCCUCCACCAUCCUUCGCCGCCGUACAGCCUGCAUCUACAAAGUCUCCGACUGGCAAUGCGACAUUUGAUGAUGCCGCUCGUGCUCACUUGUGGAGUCGCUACAACCCUCUCUUUCAACCCGCCACACAUUCUCCUCAAGCUAUUCACCGCAUUCUGUCUUCUGAUCUGCGCCUUACUGUCCCGCCGAAUACAACCGAAGUCACACAAUAUCAGCCCGCCAUCGGACGUACCUACAUCCGUACGACACCCUUCCUCACAGAUACCAUCUUACUGUCCGAUCUUCCUGUAUACUCGCCCAACGCCCAGUCUCCUCUCAUGACCGCCACUCCUCACACCAUUUACUUCGAAGUCGCCGUCAAACACAUCGGUGACCGCUACAAUCCAGCAAACAAGACCGAGUCAGGACUCGGCAUUGGCUUCGUUGCGCCUCCCUACCCGGCCUGGCGACUCCCUGGUUGGAAUCGCGGAAGUCUAGGCAUACACUCUGACGAUGGUCGUCGGUAUGUCGACAACUCGUAUGGCGGAGUGCCUUUCGUCAACGCAUUUGCGGCAGGCGACAUAGUCGGAGUAGGAAUGACAUUCGCUCCGCCGAAACAUGGCGACCGCGCAGGAAUGCGAGCAGAGGUGUUCUUCACGAGGAACGGAACCAGAGAGGGCGGGUGGGAUCUGUAUGAGGAGCGGGAUCAGGCGGCCGAGGAAGGCAAUGUAGAGGGUCUUGAAGGAGAGCACGACUUGUUGGCAGCGGUUGGGCUCUUUAGUGAAGCCGUGCUGAUGUCAUGUCCACGAGUGGACCAUCUUUGGCACGUGCAGAUCUACCCUCGCAGCCACGAGAACGACAGCUUCAACGUGGGAGGUGUCUUCGAAUCCUGCAAAUGA